Harpegnathos saltator (Jerdon's jumping ant) is the source of this 2140-nucleotide messenger RNA. RefSeq names its product CTD small phosphatase herzog (gene hzg). The record is from RefSeq and is a predicted model, not a curated record. Gene Ontology annotation, molecular function: RNA polymerase II CTD heptapeptide repeat phosphatase activity. The transcript has 4 exons. Bases 682 to 1557 code for a protein of 291 amino acids. Lineage: Eukaryota; Metazoa; Arthropoda; Insecta; Hymenoptera; Formicidae.
UCGUGUACUAACCCGGUGCCACCCUCUUUCCUGCGCCUACAAGCUUCUCCGCCAGAUGCUGCCGGGAUUCGUUUCCCUGCACCUGUUACGGUACUCGCACCCGCGUUUCUCUCCUCGCCCUACCUCUUCGCCUAACUUCAACUCUUGUCGUUCCUUCCCCUCUUUCCUCUAUCCCGCAAGUAGCUUCUCGCGUGCCUCUGUUUCUCUUCUCAUCCCCUUCUACUCUUCAUUUACAUUGUCACCCUUUUCAACCCUUCAUUAUCUUAUUUUUAUAUCUUCUGUGUAUGUUGCGAAUUUUAUUUUCUUAUGUGAUGUUAUGCCCUUUAACCCUUUAUUCUUUAUAGACCACCGUAUAGGGGCAAUCUGUAAAGAAAACAGCAAAAAAACAUUUUCUAUGAAAGGUUAAUUGGAGCAACAUUUUUGCCAUGACAUACAAGAUGCAAAUUUCUUAUCUUUUGAUAAAGAUUGCACUUCUUGAUUUGACAAUAUCUCAUGGACUUAACUUUAGAUUACUUUAGGGAAACUUGGUUUUUGGAUCUGAUAUAAAUUCAAUACUACACUUGAUCUUGAUGUGAGUUUCUAUAUUUGUAAAAUUUGAUUGAAUAAAUAUGUCUUAACAUAGAGUCUCUCUUUCUCUCUUUCGUUCUCUUCUUCCUCUUUUUCUGUUUCUUUUUCUUUUUAAUGAGCUCACCUAGAAAAAAGGAAGAACAUCUUCCCCCCAAAUGCAUAACUCAAUUGCCAGGAGAAAAUGAAACAGCCAAUAACAGUCCAUCUAGUGGCAAGAGGUCAAGGGAGAGAAGCCGCAGCUUCUUGCGUUCUCUACUUUGCUGCCUUGGGAGGGGUCGAGGUGGUAGUUCGAGGAGUUCCAAGGCGAGUUCGCUACAGGGAGAUGGUCGAGGCUCGCCGCCACCGGGGACUGGAUCUCCAAGGUUUCUGCUGCCGCCGGUCAGGCAUCAAGACAUGCACAAGAAGUGCAUGGUAAUCGACUUGGACGAAACUCUGGUGCAUAGUUCUUUCAAGCCGAUCAACAAUGCGGACUUUGUUGUUCCUGUAGAGAUUGAUGGAACAGUACACCAAGUGUACGUCUUAAAGAGGCCUUAUGUGGACGAGUUUUUGCAAAGAAUGGGUGAAUUGUACGAAUGUGUAUUGUUCACUGCAAGCUUAGCCAAGUAUGCAGAUCCUGUGGCAGAUCUACUAGAUCGAUGGGGUGUAUUCAGAGCAAGAUUAUUCAGAGAAUCCUGUGUGUUCCACAGAGGGAAUUAUGUUAAGGAUUUAAAUAAAUUAGGCCGAGAUUUGCAGCAGAUCAUCAUUGUAGAUAAUAGUCCUGCCAGCUACAUUUUUCACCCAGAUAACGCGGUUCCAGUGGCGUCUUGGUUCGAUGAUAUGACGGAUUCCGAGCUAUUGGACCUGAUACCUUUCUUUGAGAAACUCAGCAACGUAGAGAAUAUCUACACAGUGUUGUGCAACAGUAAUCAUCCAUACAACCAGGUGGCAACUGCGCAGACGGUACCAAGUAAUCAGAGUCCGCCAGGAUCAGGUUCACUGGCUGCCUCCUAGCCCCGUCUGAAUCCUGGCAACGCAGCCAGUCUUGUCGCUCAAUGCACCUUCCGAAGGAUCCUCAGGGGACUGCUUCACGUGACCCACCAAUCGUUGUGUGGUCAAGGACCUCGAAGCGUUUCUCGUUGACCUGCGGAGAAACGUCUGAUCAGUGGGGCUGAAAGUCUUAUACCUUAAUCCGUCAUCCAGUGGACACAUUACCACAGCUGCUGGUAUCCUUCUUCCUGGCGAGCAACGCGACGAAGACUGAGUCACCUUCGAAGCGCGAGUGUUCUUCCAUUUUGCCACUGUCGAGGACGACGAACUGUUGUGCCGAAUUUGUCCUGUGCACGGGCAGGGUGAGAAAACAGGGUGCUCAGUGUAUUUGAAAAAUAAACCUGGCGAAGGUUGGCGUAGAGCCAAUUCCGGUCAGAAGUUACUUGCGAGAAGUCAACGAUUGAUCGCGAGAGAGAAGACGAUGAUAAUACGGUGACUAGGAUAACGCUAUUGAAAGCAAGUGCAAAGAUAUGUGAGGAAAAACGAAUAAGAGAGAGAAGGAGAUGGCGGGAGGAGGAAGAGGAGAGAGAGAGAGAGAGAGAGAGAG